Molecule: messenger RNA, 1045 nt
Organism: Talpa occidentalis (Iberian mole)
Lineage: Eukaryota; Metazoa; Chordata; Mammalia; Eulipotyphla; Talpidae
Gene: CIMIP4
Product: testis expressed 33
Exons: 6
Coding region: 514-981 (155 amino acids)
Source: RefSeq, a predicted model, not a curated record
GCAGGGGGAGGGGGGCAGGGCUGCCUGGCAACCUCACAGGUCUUCAGAGCAGCUGUGCGGCUGGGGUCAUCAGAGAGGCUCCCGCGUUUCUGAUGUUAUGAAAGAGGGGCUACUUGUGAGCGCCCAGCACCCAGACUGUGCGGGACCUGCUUUCCCUCCCUCCCCGACAUCUCCAGGGACUUUCCCUCCAGGUACAACCCAUUUGACCAGAGCCUGAGUGAACAACAAGGAAGGCCAGCAGGGCCUGGACACCUGGAGAACUGCCUGCCCCCCCUUGGCCACCUCGAAGUUCAAGCACCAGGCCCCAGUCUCCCCACAGCCAUCUCUGCGGGGGGCAGUGAGGCCCCGAGGGCAGGCCCACCCAGACGAGGCCCCGCCGCCACCCUCCACAGCAAUCAACGGGGACUCCCCCUGGUUGGACCAGCACCCUGAGUCCCUGAAGAAGGGGGACUACAGACCCUCUUUGAGGGAGAGCCAGACCACCAUCCGAGGGGGGCUCAGCUGUGCCAGGGGAUGGAGGAGGGCCCCAACCCGGGGGCCCAGGGCCAGCGGAGCAGCAUCAUUCCUGACAACAUUCGCCACAAGUUCGGCAGCGCUGUGGUCGACGAGCUCAUCUCUGAGGACCAGGCUCGAAGGGCCAUUGGUGAAGCCUUGGAGGACCAGAAGAGGGUCAACUCGUGGCCCAGCAGCACCCAGAGUCCCCUGAAAGUAUCCCCCCUCUUCUCUGACUACUAUGAUCUGGGCUACAACAUGCGAUCGAACUUGUUUCCAGGGGCUACUGAAGAGACGAAGAGCCUGAUGAAGGCCUCGUACACCCCAGAGGUAAUUGAGAGAUCCGUGCGGGACACUGAGCACUGGCACGGCAGGAAGACGGAUGACCUGGGACGGUGGCACCAGAAAAAUGCUAUGAACAUGAACUUGCAGAAAGCACUGGAUGAAAAACAUGGAGAGAAGAGCAAACCCAGGCCCUCCAAGCACUAGCUACAACUCAGAAAAGGUGUCCUCUGCUCAGAGAAAUUGCUUCAAUAAAGAAAGUCACAAAUCU